Messenger RNA from Aspergillus steynii IBT 23096, 1498 nucleotides. RefSeq names its product serine/threonine-protein phosphatase. Gene Ontology annotation, biological process: mitotic cell cycle; peptidyl-serine dephosphorylation. The coding region runs from base 313 to 1302 and encodes 329 amino acids. The record is from RefSeq and is a predicted model, not a curated record. Gene Ontology annotation, cellular component: cytosol. Gene Ontology annotation, molecular function: protein serine/threonine phosphatase activity. The transcript has 6 exons. Lineage: Eukaryota; Fungi; Ascomycota; Eurotiomycetes; Eurotiales; Aspergillaceae.
CCUCUCGCCUUCCCCAUCGCUCUUAUCCUUCCCCCCUCCCCCCCCAAUCUUCUCCAUCGCUUUUCUCCCAACUCCAGUCCUCGGGUUGUCGUCCCUGUGACCCGAUUGUCUGGUCCCUUCUUCAAUUCUGAAUUUUCCACCAACCCCUCCCCCUUUCUGCGCGCGUAGGUGGUGUGUGGAUCAUUGUUCUCACCCCGAAAAAGAUCAAAGCCCUGCCUCACGAGACCAUCUCUGUCCAACUUUUACGCCUCUCCUCGGCUGCUAUUUCGGCAUCUCCUACUGUCCCUUGAAUCAUUCCCCGUGCUUGCUGCAAUGGAUAACAACAUGGAGAUCGAUGCGGCGCGGUCGCCCGAACCCCACCAUCUGUCGCCCACUACCGACCCGGGCUCGAUACCGACACUGGACGGAUGGAUCGAGAACCUCAUGAGCUGCAAGCAACUGGCGGAGGAAGAUGUGCGAAGACUGUGUGACCGAGCACGGGAAGUGUUGCAGGAAGAAUCGAACGUGCAGCCCGUUAAAUGCCCGGUCACUGUGUGCGGUGAUAUACACGGUCAAUUCCAUGACCUGAUGGAGCUUUUCCGCAUCGGCGGCCCGAAUCCUGACACCAACUACCUGUUCAUGGGUGACUACGUCGAUCGGGGUUACUACUCCGUCGAGACCGUGACGCUUCUUGUCAGCCUCAAGAUCCGGUACCCCCAGCGGAUUACGAUUCUCCGAGGAAACCACGAGUCCCGCCAGAUCACGCAAGUGUACGGCUUCUACGACGAGUGCCUGCGCAAAUAUGGCAACGCCAACGUGUGGAAAUAUUUCACCGACCUUUUCGACUACCUCCCCCUCACCGCACUCAUUGAGAACCAGAUCUUCUGUCUUCACGGCGGUCUGAGUCCGUCGAUCGACACGCUCGAUAACAUCCGGUCGCUGGACCGAAUCCAGGAGGUCCCCCACGAGGGACCCAUGUGUGACUUGUUGUGGAGUGAUCCCGACGACCGAUGCGGCUGGGGCAUUUCCCCCCGUGGUGCUGGAUACACAUUCGGGCAGGAUAUCUCGGAGGCAUUUAAUCACAACAACGGCUUGACUCUGGUGGCACGAGCGCAUCAACUGGUGAUGGAGGGAUACAAUUGGUCGCAGGAUCGGAACGUGGUGACUAUUUUCUCCGCUCCGAACUACUGCUACCGGUGCGGUAACCAGGCCGCCAUUAUGGAAAUUGAUGAGCAUCUGAAGUAUACGUUCUUACAGUUUGAUCCCUGCCCGCGCGCAGGAGAACCGAUGGUGUCGAGGCGCACGCCCGACUAUUUCCUUUGAUCCGAUCGUGAUAGACUAUUCAUUUUUCCCGCACCAAUCUUUCACUCACCUCCGGCAAGAUGAGGCUUCGACCCUUCGAAAGGGCACCAGGGAUUUGGAACCACCCGCAUACAGGCAGGCGAAGUGCCCAAAUAAUUGUAUGUCCGUAAUUCUGGCCGUGUUGAUACCAUCCAUGAAAAUAAAAAGACGUUCGCAA